AUGGGAGAAAUACGGGACGAAAUCGAACUCAACGGAGCGGAGACUAACGAGCCGCAGAAGGGCGGCUACAGAAGGGAUCAUGUUGGCGGCAAAUGGCCAGAGAAUGGCCGUGCCGCGUCCAAGAUUGAGAAGAAGAAGAAGAAGAAGAGGCCC
Messenger RNA from Perkinsus marinus ATCC 50983, 153 nucleotides. RefSeq lists its product as hypothetical. Lineage: Eukaryota; Perkinsozoa; Perkinsida; Perkinsidae. The transcript has a single exon. The record is from RefSeq and is a predicted model, not a curated record. The annotation marks the transcript as partial.